GUUUUACUUGAACUACAGAUGUGACGUUUGCAUCCGGGACAUAAGCAAGUAGAAGAGUAGAAAUGGCCGCCAUCAGUUAUGGUAGAAGUGUUGGUGAUAAUUCGGGCCCUCAAAAUGUCACAGUAGAUCGUUUAAAAUAUCUUUAUCCUAUGGUUAACGAAGAUGAAACACCUCUCCCAAGGUCCUGGAGCCCAAAGGAUAAAUACAGUUACAUAGGACUUUCUCAAAAUAAUCUAAGAGUACAUUAUAAAGGUCAUGGCAAAACACACAAAGACGCGGCCAGUGUCAGAGCUACGCAUGCUAUUCCACCUGCCUGCGGUCUCUAUUACUUCGAGGUGAAGAUCGUUAGCAAAGGCAGAGAUGGAUAUAUGGGCAUUGGGCUCUCAGCUCAGGGGGUCAAUAUGAAUAGACUACCUGGGUGGGAUAAGCACUCGUACGGCUACCAUGGUGACGACGGGCACUCGUUCUGCUCGUCAGGUACGGGUCAGCCGUACGGGCCGACAUUCACCACAGGUGACGUCAUCGGCUGCGGCGUCAACCUCAUCGACAACACCUGCUUCUACACCAAGAACGGCCACAACCUCGGCAUCGCCUUCACUGAUCUACCCCCGAAUCUGUACCCGACAGUGGGCCUGCAGACGCCGGGCGAAGUGGUGGAUGCCAAUUUCGGACAAGCUCCUUUUGUGUUCAACAUAGAAGAGAUGAUGAAAGAGCUACAGAAUAGAACUCGACUAACAAUACACCAGUACCCCGUACCUGAGAGCCAAGGAGAAUGGCAAGCCAUCUUACAAAAAAUGGUCUCAACAUACUUAGUUCACCACGGUUAUUGUGCAACUGCCGAAGCAUUCGCACAUGGUACCGGCCAAGUUUUUGAUGAGGAAAUAACAUCAAUUAAAAAUAGACAGCGUAUUCUUAAGCUAGUUUUAGCGGGACGUAUGGGCGAGGCAAUCGAAACGACUAGCCGUUUGUACCCGGGUCUUUUGGAGAGAAACCACAACCUGCUGUUUCUGUUGAAGUGCCGACAGUUUGUCGAAAUGGUGAACGGGUCCGACUCUGAGGUGAACCCGCCCAGGUGUCAGGUGAGAGGGCUGGGAGGGGGUGGGGGGUUCUCGCCCCCCCGUCCGCACAGUCCCAAUCACACAGCUUCGGUCAUACAGUCGACCAAGGCUCUCAACGGCAACACCACUAACAACACCAAUAGUACAAGAAAUAAUAAGUCUAGUGAUAACGUCGAAGAAAUGAAUCUUAGUAAUUCUAAUAAUAUGAGCGUCAAUGGAUCUAACGAAUACGAUCAGAUACCUCGUAAAAUAAAAACCGACUCGGAAAGCUCAGGUGAUAUAGAAAUGGAAUCACAGAACUCUGAGGAUAAAACUUCACAAACAAACGGCUAUCAUAACGGCAUAGCGCAUGAAGAAAUUGAAGAUAUGGACGUUGACCCUCCAGCCGGCAAGAAGCAGCUCUGUGGAGGAAGUAAAGUGGCCGUUGAACGGAUGCUUGAAUUUGGCCGAGAGCUCUACAACAUGAGUGUCGUUUUGAGACAAGAACAGGGCAAAGAUGAAAACAACAAAAAAAUGUUACAAGAUGCCUUCAGUUUAUUGGCUUACUCGAAUCCGUGGAGGAGUCCCGUUGGUUGGCAGUUGGAUCCUGUACAAAGAGAGACAGUGUGUGCCGCUCUCAAUUCAGCUAUUCUAGAAUCGAGUAAUCUUCCGCGGCGACCACCGCUGGAGGUGACAAUGGCGCAUGCGCGGGAACUCGUCAAGCUGAUGUCUCGCUCGGGUCUCGGCUCGUGUGCUUUCGCCUCGGUCGACGGCCUCCUACAUCAUUGAAACAAUAACUGGUCUGGGUUUACUGUUGCUGCUGCUGGAAAUGUUAGAGACUUGCCAAUCGUCUUAACCAGUGCCUCUCAUAUUAUACAAAGAAUUUGACCAAAACCGAAUCAUUGUUUUGGAGAAACGUGCAAGAGAAUGACAAGAACCAUUUUUCUGUUUUGAUUUUUGUGAUCCAGAGAAUUACCAUGUCUUAUCUAAAAUUUAUCAAUACAGUAAUAAUUAUUAUCGUGGGAGUAUCUUAUAAGAGCUCUUGGUUCAUAUGAAAGAUUAGAUUCUAAAUAACCGUUGAAAUUUGCUAUUAUAUAUCAUUGAAAUUAAAGUAUAGUGUUGGAGUGAGGAAAUAGUUGGAGCCUCAUGUUUGUCAAAUAUAUAACUGUGAAAGUGUAUGUUAAUGAGAUUAAGCAUUUAAGAAUAUAAAAUAAAUGUAUAACUGUUGAGAACGUAUCGAGAAAAUAAUAUUCGAAUAUGUAUUACCGUGUGAACGAAUAUUGACUCCAAUAAAAUUGGAUUUAACAGCGCGCUAGUAAAUUAUUUGAGAAAUUGAUUGUCGGCCGGAUUCUGAUGGUUAGAUGUUUCCAUUGUUGGCUUUUUGUGGUGAUUGUGGUAGAACUGUAUUGCAGUUUAAAUAUGACAAAGCACAUGAUGAUGCUCAUUCAGGAGUGCGGAAUUUUCAAGUUGACGAUUUGCUCACAUUCUUUUCAGAUGCAUGCAGAAUAUUUAUGAAUUGAAUUUGAGAAUUGAGACAAUUUUGUAGUUUAUUAAAAUUUUGAACUGUAUUAUUAGAAUGUUGUCUUCUAGUAUGCAGCUGUAUCAUUUUCAGUCGGGAUGAACACAAAUGUAUAUUUAAUUUGUUUGUGAUUGUGAUAGCGUACGGAAAUGAUGUUAACAUUGAUUAAUCGAAUCCACUUUAGAUUUCAUCUAAAAAUGUAGGUUUGAAACUGUAACUUAACCAUAAAUAAUUAAUCUAAUGAUGUGCACGGUUUGUGUGAGACGGUAGAGUGAUUUCCAUUGUCUUUUUGAAGCAUGUAGAUUUAAAAUAUUUAAAAAUUGAUCUAAAUCUCUUUGAAAGACGGUUACUUUUGAAAAAAUCAAACAGUCCAUUUGAAUUUAUCGGAUAAUUACAUUUAUUAAUGAUUCUUAGAUGUUAUUGUAAAUAAGUAAAUAGUUUGCUCUUGUCCUUAUUUCUAAGUAUAGUACGAUAAUGUUUAUUAAGCGGACAGUGUUAUAUUUGACAAACAGAUUCUUUAUUUUGCUUAAAACAAAAAAGGGUUGAAUUGUUUCAUUUCAAUAAAUAUUCAAAAAUAUUAAUUUUUUAAUUUAGUAGAAUAAUUUAAUUUUGGAAAUAAAUGAAAUUUUAUUUA
Messenger RNA from Nilaparvata lugens (brown planthopper), 3190 nucleotides. RefSeq names its product ran-binding protein 9 (gene RanBPM). Gene Ontology annotation, cellular component: cytoplasm. The record is from RefSeq and is a predicted model, not a curated record. The coding region runs from base 63 to 1826 and encodes 587 amino acids. The transcript is spliced from 11 exons. Gene Ontology annotation, biological process: cell surface receptor signaling pathway; cytoskeleton organization. NCBI's taxonomy places the organism in Eukaryota, Metazoa, Arthropoda, Insecta, Hemiptera, Delphacidae. Gene Ontology annotation, molecular function: protein binding.